Molecule: messenger RNA, 335 nt
Organism: Racocetra persica
Lineage: Eukaryota; Fungi; Glomeromycota; Glomeromycetes; Diversisporales; Gigasporaceae
Source: the annotation of a GenBank genome assembly
AGACAGAUGAAAAACUAGGUGAAGAACUAGGUAAAGAACUUCAACAGCAAAUUGAUGCACUACGUAUUCAUACUCCAAUGUCAAUCAAAAACUGGUUAAAUCCUGAAGAUGAACAAGAGGUACAUCAGCAAUUUGCUAAUGAAGACUUCGUUCAAGAUGCUAUAGAAAUAGAGCAAGGAGAAGAGGAAAAAAUCUUAGAACCAACCCUAACUGCAAAAGAAAAAUUGAAUGUUUUGCAUGAUGCCAUGAAAAUUGUUACUGAAAUAGUUGACAAUGGUAGAGUAACAUUGAGGUCUUUUUGUAAAAUACAAUCUCAUAUUCGUGAUGAGGUUUGA